AUGGCACUCGACAGACUCAAGUCCGUUGCCCAACAUGUCACCGGCACACUCCCCCCUCCUCACCCUUUCGAUCCCCUCAGCAAUGCGGAAAUUGAGGCUGCGGUCCAGAUUAUACGGCAGCAAUAUGGCCAGUUACAUUACAAUGCCAUUACUCUGAAGGAACCUUUGAAAAAGGAGAUGCUGAGAUGGCUGGAAAAUCCAAGUAUACCUCGACCGGUGCGGAUAGCGGAUGUCGUCGUCGUUGCGCCCGGUGGAAAGGUCAUUGAGGGAUGGGUGGACUUGAAGGCAGGGAAGGUCACCAAAUGGCUUUCUCUAGAGGGUGUGCAACCUUUGAUUACCAUGGAGGAUCUACAGGCUGUUGAGCAUGUUUGCAGGAAAGAUCCAAAGGUCAUCGAACAAUGUGCGAUUAGUGGUAUUCCAGCAGAAGAUAUGCACAAAGUCUAUUGUGAUCCUUGGACAAUUGGCUACGAUCAUCGUUUUGGAAGCAAUGUUCGAUUACAACAGGCCCUUAUGUAUUACCGACCACACAUGGAUGACAGCCAAUACUCCUUCCCACUCGACUUCUGCCCUAUCUUCGACGCUGCCAAACAAGAAAUCAUUCACAUCGAUAUCCCAGAAAUACGUCGGCCUGUCAACAAGGCGAAACCUAACAAUUACCAUGUCGAUGCGAUUGAGAAGGAGGGAGGUUACAGAACCGAUAUUAAACCAAUAAAUAUCACACAACCAGAAGGCGUUUCCUUCAAGGUGGAAGGACGAGUCAUUGACUGGCAAAACUGGAAGGUUCAUGUUGGUUUUAACUAUAAGGAAGGAAUUGUGCUCAAUAACAUUACAUACAACGACAAGGGAACUGAAAGACCCAUCUUUUACAGGCUUUCGCUUGCGGAGAUGGUUGUGCCAUAUGGUAACCCGGAACAUCCACAUCAGAGGAAGCAUGCCUUUGAUCUUGGAGAGUAUGGCGGUGGAUAUAUGACCAACAGUCUGUCGUUGGGAUGUGACUGCAAAGGUGCGAUUCAUUACAUGGAUGCCGCUUUUGUCAACAAGGCUGGAGACAGUACAACAAUCAAGAAUGCUAUUUGUAUCCACGAAGAAGAUGCGGGUAUCUUGUUCAAGCAUACCGACUUCCGUGACGACUCGGUCGUGGUCACCAGAGGCCGUAAGCUAAUCAUCUCGCACAUUUUUACUGCUGCAAACUACGAAUAUUGCGUGUACUGGAUCUUCCACCAAGAUGGUACUGUUCAGCUGGAGAUUAAGCUCACCGGUAUCCUAAACACAUAUGCCAUGAACCCUGGAGAGGACACGAAAGGUUGGGGGACGGAGGUCUACCCCGGUGUCAAUGCACACAACCACCAACAUCUGUUCUGUUUACGAAUCGAUCCAAAUAUCGAUGGACCCAAUAACACAGUCUUUCAGGUUGAUGCGACUCAGGGUGCCGGAGAAGUUGGCAGCAAGGAGAAUCCUUUCGGUAAUGCCUUCUACGCGAAGCGAACAAAGUACUCUACCGUGAAAGAAGCAACUAGUGAUUAUAACGGCGCCACUUCGAGAACUUGGGAUAUGUGUAACACCAAUAAGCUCAACCCUCACAGCCACAAACCUGUAAGCUACAAGCUCGUGAGCCGUGAAGUACCUGGCUUGCUUCCAAAAGAAGGGUCUCUGGUAUGGAAGAGAGCGGGUUUCGCGAGACAUGCUGUUCAUGUCACCAAAUAUGAUGAUGAGCAGCUAUAUCCAGCAGGACGUCACGUCCCUCAAACAUCAGGUGAACCAUCAAGAGGUAUUCCAGAAUGGAUAGCCGAUGGUGAAGCCUCAAUCGACAACACCGAUGUAGUCCUCUGGCAUACCUUUGGCCUCACUCAUUUCCCCGCUCCAGAAGAUUUCCCAAUCAUGCCAGCUGAACCAAUGACCCUGCUGCUUCGACCACGAAACUUCUUUGUCAGAAAUCCAGCACUCGAUGUACCACCCAGCUAUUGCAGUACCCCUAGUCAGAUUGCUUCUAAGAGUAUGGUGACUAAUGCUGCGGAUAAGAUGUCGAAAUUGGUUAUUGCUCCUGGGGAGGCUGAUUGUUGUAAAAAGUGA
Molecule: messenger RNA, 2070 nt
Organism: Glarea lozoyensis ATCC 20868
Lineage: Eukaryota; Fungi; Ascomycota; Leotiomycetes; Helotiales; Helotiaceae
Product: Amine oxidase catalytic
Exons: 5
Coding region: 1-2070 (689 amino acids)
Biological process (GO): amine metabolic process
Molecular function (GO): primary methylamine oxidase activity; quinone binding; copper ion binding
Source: RefSeq, a predicted model, not a curated record